ACAUAAAUUGGCAAAUCCUCAAUUUCCUUCGCCUCUCUGUCUCUGUCACACCUUAGCGGAUCAGUGAUUUGUGGUUUAUUUAAAUUCAUAAUCCUUAAAGUGUGUCAUAAAUUAAACAAAAAGCCAAAAGUUCGGCUUCAGUGAUUUUUCACGAUUUCACGGUUUCACGGUUUUAAAUAUAAAGAGGAUUAGUGUUCACAGUUUAUUUAAAAAAGAACAUUUAAAUAUGGAAUAUAAAUAUUAUUUUAAGGAUUCCCAUCUAAGUGAAGCUUUGUUUUUCAUCAAAAAUGGUUAAAAAGUCUACUAUACUUUUAACUAUAUUAGACCUCGUGAUUACUAUUUACAUUUUUCGAGAUUUCUUAUCACAAAAUCUUAAGUCAAUAUAUUUAAAAUUUAAUAAAUAAACUGACUUCCACAAAAUCUGACACGCCACCUAUGAGAAUAUUUACAAAGCUGUAGCUUCUUAAAAACACCGUAGGAGGGCGCCACUUAUCAGCUGUGAUUUUCCACCCUUAUUUUCAUAUCCUUGUAAAUCCUGAGCAACCCUGGCAGUCGAUAGCAUCCUGCGACCCAAGGACUACCCUAAAACGUUACACAUCUCCUCGACCUUAUCCUUUCAGAGUCUGGAAAAUAAUCAGGAAUGGAUCCCUCGAACCUUCCCUUCGGAUUCCCCGGUCUGCCCAACCACGGACACAUGCCCAUUCCGCCCACGGCGAAUAUGCUGGGUGCCCACCCCGCCCCCACCGCCAGUCCGCCGCAAAGCGUCCCCGGCCGCAGGACGCCUCUGGGCUCUGUGGGACUUGGCGGCUUCUAUGCCCAGGGCAUGGGCAUGUCCCAGCCGCCGACUGAUGAGAACAAGCCAGGACCCAGUGCUCCCGACAAGUCUCUGAGCCCCACCGCCGUCGCCAUCGCGGCCAUCAGUGGCGGCACCACCACGGUGGCGGUGCCGAGUGGCUCCGGAGGCGGUAGUGGGUCUGGGCCAGGGGGCUCCAACGGUGGGAAGCAGAAGAACCGGCAGGGGAAGACCGUGAGGCUGAACAUCAAUGCCAGGGAGCGGCGGAGAAUGCACGAUUUGAACGAUGCCUUGGAUGAAUUGAGGAGCGUGAUUCCCUAUGCCCACUCCCCGUCCGUGAGGAAGCUGUCCAAGAUAGCCACUCUUCUUCUCGCCAAAAACUACAUACUGAUGCAGCAGAACGCCCUCGAGGAGUUAAGAAGACUCCUCGCUUAUAUACAGAGCACCACGGGAGCAGCUCCUCUGGACCUGGGGUCCUUCCCAGCUGCCGCCAAGCUGCAGGCUCUGCUCCAAGGACCUCACAACGAACCGCCCACCAGCAGCAGCAGUUAAGCCCCCAGUCCUGAAAAGCAAUCGACGAGCAAUAAUUUUUAAGUCAAUU
Messenger RNA from Drosophila ananassae, 1394 nucleotides. It is a transcript of the gene Oli, whose product is annotated as class E basic helix-loop-helix protein 22. The coding region runs from base 641 to 1345 and encodes 234 amino acids. Gene Ontology annotation, molecular function: protein dimerization activity. The transcript has 2 exons. Lineage: Eukaryota; Metazoa; Arthropoda; Insecta; Diptera; Drosophilidae. The record is from RefSeq and is a predicted model, not a curated record.